Molecule: messenger RNA, 4046 nt
Organism: Elaeis guineensis (African oil palm)
Lineage: Eukaryota; Viridiplantae; Streptophyta; Magnoliopsida; Arecales; Arecaceae
Source: RefSeq, a predicted model, not a curated record
UCUUAAAGCCUCUCUCUCUCUCCCGCAACGUCUUCUUUUGCAAAGAAGAUUAUCAUUCUCCGCCGCCGAGACUUUUUCCUUCUUUCGCGAAGAUAUGGUUUGAGAAUAUACCCACCGGAAUCGGCAAUCUCUUGCGGAUCACCAAUCGGAUGAUUUCCGAUCCCAACGACAACCCCAUCAUCCUCUACGCCUGCGUCGCCAAGGGCCCGACGGUGCUCGCCGAGAUCAGCUCCUCCGCCGCCAGUGAUCUCGCCACCCAGUGCCUCGCGGCCGCCCCCCGCUUUCACCGCCACUAUUCCCAUACUGCUGGUGGCCGGAUCUACGCCUUUCUCAUGGAGAACCCCCUCAUCUUCUUCGCCAUCGCCGACGAGACCCUCGGCAAGCCCAAGAUCCUCCUCUUCCUCCGCCGCCUCCGCGAUGUCUUCUUCGCCUCCUUCUCCAUUGGCAUUGGCGGCGCCAAUGAGCGUCCCUCCCCCCUCUGCUUCCAGAGGGAGUUCCUCCCAGAGCUCCGCCGCCUCGUGCUCCCGCUCUCCUUCCAAGUGGACAAGCCUCCGUCGCCGCCGCCGGCGGAUCCCCCUCCAUCGGCGUCCUGCGGAUCGGAUAGCGAGAAAAAGACGCCGAAGGAAACAAAGAAGAAGAAGAAGAGCAAGGUGACCACCGAGGAGCAUAGCAUCAGUGGCAUUGCUUCCCAUGAUUCCGGAGCUGAGAGCAGGGUAGAGAUAUUGGCAGCAGAUGCCGAUCCAAGAACGAAAACGGUCCAGGGGGUUUGGAGGCAGAACGUUCGGACGGUAGUCCUCAUUGAUCUGGCGUUCUGUAGUCUACUGCUUGGGAUUUGGCUAUCGGUGUGCAGGGGUUUUCACUGCAUUGGCAGCUGAGAAAGGCUUUCAUCUCAAGCUGGUUUGCUUCGACGAUGGGAGAGCUUCCAUGCUCAGAAUGUUCCAGGGUACAGGUGGGAGGUAACUGACUAAACUGAAUCCUUUUAUUGCGGCACUGAAUUUUGGUGAUGUGAGCUUGGAUGGCAUUCAGCAAAUUCUUAGAUUUUUUCCCCCCUUUGGACUGUAUUACGUGGUUAGUGCAUGUAUACAUAUAUUUGAGAAUCUGCCAGCAUUUCUUUUACAGGGUUCUGCUUCUGUAAGUCAUGGUGUUGAUUUGCUAAUUAAUCAAUGCAAUCUGAGAAUGUGAUUGGUGUGAUCGGUUAGAAUUUUUGUGUAAAUUAUAGAUCCAUUUAGAGUGUGUAUUGCUAGUUUCUCAAUUGUCUGGAUUUUGAUGAAUUUAUCCAUGUUAAGCUUUUGAUUAUUGUAGCAUGCAUGUGAGCAUACAGCAUGCAAUUAAUCAGGAGAACUAAGGGGGAAUUCUUCUGCUAUCUGAUAUCAGCAAAACAUUGGGUUGUUUUAUUGUCAUGUGAAUCUGAUGUCAGCAAAUUGUUCUUUCUCAUGAUGAGUAUAACGUCAUGUGAUUGACAAUUAUGGCUCUUAAGCAAGGGGGUUUCUUGCUGUCAUGCAAUAUUCAAUAAUAUUAUGAUAUAUUUUGAUUUUAGCGGAGAAUUAAGGCUCUAUCCUCUUCAGAGGAGAAGGACUAACCUACUGGGGAAAUCAGUAUGGACCAAUGAGCAGUCUAGAUCUUUAGGAAGCUCUUUUGUAAUCAAUUUUUUCCUUCAACCCAGAUUUCGUGUCAUUGGCUUCUGCAUGAUCCUGAUCCUGUGGUUCUUGUCAUCUAUAAAUUUGCUUAGAAUCUUCAGUAACUAUUGCAUUUUAUAGUAAUCUGGGGAAUCAGUAUCUUAUCUUAUGUUUUUAGAUUUUAAGUCAUUGAUUCUCCAUGACAUGAUCUAUUGCUUCACUCCUUGUGAGCAUGGCGUCCUUUUCCAAUGGGGCAUACUUUCAUGAGCAUUUUGGGCUCAAUCCAUGUUGAAGUGAAUGUGGUUGGAUUCAUUUAAUGAUCACAAACAAAAGAGAAUUAAGCCUUCUAGCUCCAUUCAGAAAUUUCAAUUGAUUCACAGGAGAAGUCUAGGAGCGGUAUCAAAAUGAUGUUAAAAGCAAGAUAGUGGGAUAAGAGGGGAGACCAUAACUAAUUACAUAGAAAUUGGUACACAUGUAUGAUAUAUAGGUAUUAGAUAUGUGCAAAUAAUUUUAUGCUUGUUAAAUCUGAAACUAUAUAUACUUUCACAAGACAGAAUAUACGUGCUAUGCCUGUUUCUUAAGUACUGUAGGGAAAAGAUUUAGGUCACAUAUACCGUGACUGCAAAUAUGGAAGGAACGGAUGAUUUGAGAAAAUCAUGUCUAUCAUCUUCAGUUGUUUUUAAGACUGGACAUGUUAUGCGAUCUAGAGAUAUUGCUGGACCUCGUAUCUUAGAGCAUUUUGUUGAUGUCAUUUCAUAUGUGGAGGUUGUUUGUCUCUUAUUGCUUUAAACAGGUUUAUCAUGUAUAUUUGCAAUAAUAACUGCAUAAAGUUGACUUGUUCUCUUGAAUAUUUUAAAGAUUUGAAUUGUCAUAUGAGGUCAAUCAAUCGCAUGAGAUAUGAAAUGCUCAUGAUGUAUCUUUUGCAUUGUCUACUGUGAUUGAUGUGCAACUAUGCAAAAAGAAGAAGAACAAGAACGAAAUGGCAUUAUAAGCUCAGUUUAUCCUAUCGUCUCAAGGUUGGAAGUCUUUUAGGAUAUCGUACCCAUAGAAAUUUCUCAUUGCUUCAGCAGUUAUCUUGGUUCAAACAACAUCCGUGUUUAUUAAAUUUUAUCCUUGAUAUCUGAAGGAGCAGACUAGUCUGUUGGAACAGAAGUUUCUACUGAUGUCCGGUAAGGUUGGUGGAAACUGCUGUUCUAUAUGCUUUAUGCCAGUGAAAAACCUGUAUAUUAGGAAAAAAAAAGCUUUCCAACUUAAUAAAUGAUUUAUAAUCAAUGAAUACCUGCCAUAUUCUUGAAAUUCCUGUUCUUAAACUUAAUAAUUAUAGUCAUUGAAUACCCACCAUAUUUAAGGCUGCAGCUGCCAGAACUUGAGGUUAUGUUGUUCUGCAAUCAUGAAACUCUACCAUAGAAUAUCUUCUGAGGUUAUUUUCUUAAGGCAUAACAUACUAUAGUAUCAAGUGAAAUGAAGGAUUACAUCAUUGAGCGAGUGUGAAGUAGCAGCAAUAAUGCAACAAUCUUAUUCAAACUGGUAACCGAUACAUUCUGAGAAACUCAAAAAAUGUCCUCUAAUAAGAUACCUGUUGUGUUUUCCUGAUCUAUUGGAGUUGAUGUCAAGAGAGGCAGGCUCCAACCUCAGUCAAUUUGUUUCAUAUUGCUAAUAUAGCCUGGUGGUAUAUUGCCUCCCCUACAAGAAGGAACGAAUACAUGGCUUUAAUAUCAAUUCUAAGCCACAGUAAUUGCUGCAUUAGCGUGUCGUGCAAAAUACAUCGUAAGGCCUUAAAGGAGCAUUAUAUAUCUGCUAUAGAAGACCACUGUAUGACUAAAUGUGUUGUAUGUACACGUGUGCGGAUAUCUAUUAUAAUUGGGCCUUAUUAGGCAUCCGAACUCAAUUCGGGCCAGGGAAGACCACUUUAGAUGUUUUUUCUGGGCCCAAAGUUAAGCUGCACCGAGUUCCUGCCUGUUCUAAUUUCAGAGAGAAAAGGCACAAAGGUGUUUCAGCCCAGGAGGACGUGAAGCAACCUUAAUGAAUCCCCGUUCGGCCUACUUAUGCCAAACCAAACAGGCUGUAACGAAGACGACUUGGAUGGAAAACCUGACAAACAAUCACAUUUUGGAGAGCAGGUCGAGAAUAUGAAAGCGAGUUUCUAUAUGGUGGGAUUUGGGAAUAUCCAGCCUUUGUGCUUAAGAGGUAGGCAUGGCUAGGAAAAGGAAGAUGGCUUUGAUAAUUUCAGACGGAAAAGGACAAAGCUGUAGCUAUCAUAUUUUAGAAGCCAGGUUAUGAGCAAUAUGAACUCUGAAUAUCUGAUGCUGGUUGUGCCUACAGAUUGUGAUGUUGAGAUGGUCCUAUAAUUUUUGUGGAUUUGUUAUGGUAUGUAUAUUAACACAAAAAUAACAGUUUUUAAAACAGAAAAUAUAUAUUUUUAUUCUGUCU